Staurois parvus is the source of this 293-nucleotide messenger RNA. The record is from the annotation of a GenBank genome assembly. NCBI's taxonomy places the organism in Eukaryota, Metazoa, Chordata, Amphibia, Anura, Ranidae.
UGCCAGUGCCCAUCAAUGCCACAUCAAUGCCACAUAUCAGUGCAUACUAGUGCACAUCAAUGCCACAUAUCAGUGCCCAUCUGAGCUGCCUUUCAAUGUCACCCAUCAGUGCCAGUCAGUGCCACCUAUCAAUGCCAAUCAGCGUCACCUAUCAGUGCUGCCAAUCAGUGCCAGACAUCAGUGCCGCCUAUCAGUGCCAGUCAGUGCUGCCUAUCAGUGCCAUAUCAGUGUCAUGUAUCAGUGCUGCCUUUCAGUGCCCAUCAGUGAUGCCUGUCAAUGCCCAUCAGUGCAAC